GCGUUCUGUUCUAGCUUCCCACACACCAUCUUCCGUGUCCUUUAGACUCCUCAUGAUCAAUUAUAUCUUCUCUUUCUAAUAUGCUCCUACUUUCUCUUCCUCGUCGGCUUUCUCUUCAAAAGGAAGAAGGCAAGAGUAAAUUAAGAAAUAUGGGAAGAGCUCCUUGUUGUUCUAAGGUUGGAUUGCAUAAAGGACCUUGGACUCCCAGAGAAGACACAUUACUCGUUAAGUACAUUCAAAAUCACGGAGAAGGCCAUUGGAGAUCACUCCCCAAAAAAGCAGGGCUGCUUCGAUGUGGGAAGAGUUGCAGAUUGAGAUGGAUGAACUAUUUGAGACCAGAUAUCAAGAGAGGGAACAUCAGUGCAGACGAGGAUGACUUAAUUAUCAGGUUGCAUUCACUCCUCGGCAAUCGGUGGUCUCUCAUCGCCGGUAGGCUUCCUGGUCGGACGGAUAAUGAGAUAAAGAACUACUGGAACACUCAUCUCAGCAAAAAACUAAUAAGCGAAGGUACCGAUCCGAUUACCCAUAAGAAAUUAUCGCAGCCAGUACUGCAAGAAGUGAAGAAGAGAUCGGGAAGAAACGCCAAAACUAGCAGCAAGAGGCAGGCCAACAAGAACAAAGCUAAAGUGGAACCGGACAAACCCAAGAUCCAUCUUCCAAAGCCCGUUAGGGCUAAGUCUUUCUCUCUACCUCGAGACCAUCGCCUCCAGUGCAACAAUUUAAGUACUGCUGCUGCGUCCACCAGUCACAGCAAAGGAGCGGGUGGAUUAGGUACGGACAAUGUUGUCCUAGUUCCUUGGUCUGAUGAUGUAGUAAGAGAUGACGGCCACGUUGAAGGCACCGGUUUUCUUGAGGGAUAUAAUGAUCACGAUCAUCACGAUCAUCAUCAGUUAGUGAUUAAUGGCUCAGAUUUGGAGUGCCACUCAAAUCUAUUACCUACCAGCGACGGGUCCCUAGAGAAGCUCUAUGAAGAAUACUUGCAGCUUCUAAGGACGAACGAGGAUCAAGUACACUUGGACUCCUUUGCGGAAUCCUUAUUGAUCUAAGAAAAGGUGAGAAGGAGACUUGUAUUAAUUAUAUAUAUUGAUUACGUAAAGUGUGUGCACGCAUGUCAAAAGUUGAAGUUAAUUUUCAAUAAAAUGUUUGAAUUUGG
This is a messenger RNA of Rubroshorea leprosula, 1153 nucleotides long. NCBI's taxonomy places the organism in Eukaryota, Viridiplantae, Streptophyta, Magnoliopsida, Malvales, Dipterocarpaceae. The record is from the annotation of a GenBank genome assembly.